Molecule: messenger RNA, 894 nt
Organism: Mercurialis annua (annual mercury)
Lineage: Eukaryota; Viridiplantae; Streptophyta; Magnoliopsida; Malpighiales; Euphorbiaceae
Exons: 3
Coding region: 64-894 (276 amino acids)
Source: RefSeq, a predicted model, not a curated record
CCCGAUUUUGCUGGUUUUCAGACUGAGGAACAUCAGUAUUUUCACGAGGUCGCCGAGGAGGUCAUGACUAAGGAUCCUUCAGUGUUGCGUGAUAUUUCUCGUAUUGUUCGAGAGCGACUUCACCCCGAAGACUUAGGCUACAUGGAACCAGAAGUUAAAACAAAUGUCAAAGGUCGACCAAAGGGGAGCAAAUCAACGAAGCGGGAUCCGAGUCGUCAUGAGUACAAGGACCGUGUACCUGGUCGUCCUAAAUCUUCCAAAGCUCAGAAAAAUCGUACAUCCGCGUCAGCUGGUUUGCAAAAUGCGGAGGUUAUUCCAGGAUUCCUUUUACCAUUCGUUGACGAGCUUGUGGACGUGCGUGGAGACGGCAACUGUGGAUUUCGCGUGGUGGCAGACCACAUAUAUGGUGACGAGAAGAUGUGGGGAAUGACUAGAAUGAACAUUGCAAACGAAAUCUCCGCCCACCCUUAUCGAUACGAGGGUAUUUUCAUUGAUGGGUUGCAAGCGGCCAUUACACCUAUUAGCUGGGAAGGCGGAGAGUGUGGCCCUAGCUACUGGAUGCAGGUAUUGGAUGACUUGUUCCCUAUUGCCACUAUCUUCAAUGCAGCUGUUAUUUACAUACAAGGCGGGACGCUACAACAGACUCGGUUCUCUUCGUUUACUGUUCUGCCUUUGCAUUCCUCUGAGGUUCACUCACGACCAUCCAAGGAGAUAGUGAUAUUGUAUAUUAGUGGACGCGCACAUUUUGUUAGGUUGAAUUUGCAGGAUAAUUUUCCUGUCCCACCAAUUCCCACGCUGUGGUUCCAGCACAGGGACCAUACUGUUCAGUCUUGGCAUACUUUAUAUGCUAAUAGGAGAGAGCAAUGGGAUAGUUUGAUAGGUAUGGCAGAUUGA